AUGAGCACUCGCAGUCUUCUUGAUAUUCUAAAACUGGAUAUCAAAGGAGACGUGAAUGGCCACCGACCACUCUCCAGCUGCAACUAUUUGCUUGUGACGAUAACUGUGAUUGCGAUGUUCACCCAGAUUGAGGCAGAGUUGAAGAAAAGAAGAAGUAAGCUUUGGGUGAGAGUGUAUGAAGACAGCAGGGGCAGUAACGAGGAGACGGAGACGGAGACGGAGCAGAGGUUGGAGUUGACGAUGUUAGUGCUUGGUGAAGGCGAGAAGGCUGAUGGAGAGAGGGAUGAGGAGGCUUUGGAGGUCGUAAGGAGAGUGUUUGAGAGUAUGAGGGCGGGGUUUGAGGAUUUUGUGUACUGGGGAGAACUGGAAGUUGGAAUGGGUGUGAACGAAAAGGAGAGGGAUUUUUAG
Molecule: messenger RNA, 408 nt
Organism: Cadophora gregata
Lineage: Eukaryota; Fungi; Ascomycota; Leotiomycetes; Helotiales; Ploettnerulaceae
Exons: 1
Coding region: 1-408 (135 amino acids)
Source: RefSeq, a predicted model, not a curated record